Molecule: messenger RNA, 2448 nt
Organism: Drosophila bipectinata
Lineage: Eukaryota; Metazoa; Arthropoda; Insecta; Diptera; Drosophilidae
Source: RefSeq, a predicted model, not a curated record
AUGCGCAACUGCUCAAAGACUGCACCGCCACCCACGACUCCAUCGACGGCACCUCAGCAGCAGCAGCAGCAGGAGCAUGAGCAGCAGCUAGAGCAGUUGCCGUUUCCGCAGGAUCAGCGAGAUCAACCGGAACCAGUACAGGAUCGAGAGCCGGACCUGCAGUUGGAGGAGCAGCAACAGCAACAGCCGCAUCCGGAAGGCGAACAGCAGCCCCAACCAGAGGACGAACCGGAAGCUGAGCCACCGCCACCGCUGCUUCUGGAGGAGGAAGCGGAAGAUCCGGACUCGGAGUCGCAGGAGCAUCGGGAGGUUAUAGACGCCAACGCCAUUGCCGAUACCAUAGACGCCAACGCCGUGGAGCGCAUCGACGACUACGAGGACGAAGAAGGCGAGGCGGAGGAGGAAGGAGGCGUCCGCGCAGGCGAAGGCGACGGAGAGGAGCAACCCCUCGCACCUGGCGUCCACCGGCUGCAUUCUGUGGCCGUUCUGCCCCGCUACUCCACUACACCACUGCCCCAACAGCUGCGUGCUUCGCGCCACCACAACAACAACAACAAUAACAAUAUAAACAACAACAACAGCAGCGGCAGCAGCAGCAGCAGCCGACGCACUCGCCACUUCUACAGCAACAACGGCAGUCACUUCAGCAACGACAUGUUCCCGAGCCACUCGUCCCGCAGCAACGCCCAGGGCUCGCCCCGGGUCGGCAGUCGCCGCCAGCACUCGGCCCCGGCCGCCGCCUCCAAUUCCCCGCAGCACCCGGGCGUGGAUCCCCUGAGGGUGCUCUAUCCCAAUGUCAACGAGAAUGAGACGCCGCUGCCGCGCUGCUGGAGUCCCCACGACAAGUGUCUGUCGAUUGGAUUGUCCCAAAACAAUCUUCGAGUGACCUACAAGGGCGUUGGAAAGCAACACAGUGAUGCCGCCUCGGUGCGCACCGCCUACCCGAUACCGUCCUCCUGUGGACUCUACUACUUCGAAGUACGGAUCAUCUCCAGGGGUCGGAAUGGCUACAUGGGCAUCGGACUGACUGCCCAGCAGUUCCGGAUGAACCGCCUCCCAGGUUGGGACAAGCAAUCAUACGGCUAUCAUGGCGACGACGGCAACUCGUUCAGCUCGUCCGGCAACGGACAGACCUAUGGGCCCACCUUCACCACCGGCGAUGUCAUCGGAUGUUGCGUCAACUUUGUGAACAACACUUGCUUCUAUACCAAGAACGGCGUGGAUCUAGGCAUAGCAUUUAGGGACUUGCCGACCAAACUAUAUCCAACUGUGGGCUUGCAGACUCCCGGCGAGGAGGUGGACGCCAACUUCGGCCAGGAGCCGUUCAAGUUCGAUAAGAUAGUGGACAUGAUGAAGGAGAUGCGCUCCAAUGUGCUCCGCAAAAUCGACAGAUACCCUCAUCUGCUGGAGACACCAGAGAACUUGAUGAAUCGCCUGGUCUCCACGUAUUUGGUGCAUAAUGGCUACAGCAAGACUGCCGAGGCCUUCAACGGCUAUACAAACCAGUCCUUCGACGAAGAUCUAAAGUCCAUAAAGACACGCCAAAAGAUCAUUAAGCUAAUACUGACGGGCAAAAUGAGCCAGGCCAUCGAACACACCCUACACUCAUACCCCGGAUUGCUAGAGAAUAACAAGAACCUUUGGUUCGCCCUGAAGUGUCGUCAGUUCAUCGAGAUGGUCAACGGAGCUGAUAUUGAGCAAGCCAACAAUAAAGUCACCGCCACCACCCAGACCAUGCCCACAAACCAAACGUCCGUGAUACAGUCGACCAAGGCGUUUAAGCACAGCAAGGGCAAUGGCAACGCCAAUAGCAACCAGCCACAACAACAGAACAACACUGCGACUCCAGCUGUGAUAAAGCCACAAGGCGGCGAUAAGCCCGAUUUGAAAAACAUGAUAGUGGAUGACAAUUCCAACAAGUGCGUCGAGCACGACAGCAACAGCAUGGACGUGGAGAUGGAGCCCUGCCAAAGUCACUCCAACGGCGGAGGCGAUUCCUGCUCCAAUGGCAAUGCCAGCGCAGUGCGCAACUCUCUAGAUGCCAUCGACGAGGAAAUGGACGUAGAUGUGUCCCCCUCGUCUCGCAACUGUGGCCGUGUCAUUGAAAAGAUCCUAGAGUUUGGAAAGGAGCUCUCCAGCAUGGGCCAACAGCUGGAGAAGGAGAACCUCAUGACUGAAGAGGAGCGUCAAAUGUUGGAGGAUGCAUUUAGCUUGAUUGCCUACUCAAACCCGUGGUCCAGUCCGCUUGGGUGGCUGCUGUGUCCUUCGCGACGUGAGAACGUUUCCUCCACGCUCAACUCGGCCAUAUUAGAGUCACUGAGCUUCGAGCGGCGCCCGCCGCUGGAGUAUCUCGUGGCACACGCCUCCGAGCUAAUCAAAAUCAUUGGACAGCACUCGCUGGGCGAGGACGCUUUCAUCACCAUCGACGAUGUGUUCCCGCAAAAUUGA